CACGAGGAGAUCUCCCAGAGAAGGGAACUGGCCAGGCAACGACACGACGUGAGACAAGCAGCCAACAAGAGCACAGAAACCUCUGGGUCAUCUGAUGCUGGAGAAACUUCUAUUUCAGCAUCCCCAGUCACCAGUAGUGUCACAGAUGCUCUGUGUGAACAGACGGUGGCCAAAACGGCACUUGAAGACGAAAGCAAAGAGCAUUUUGUGGCCUUAGCACGAGUCUACAGCAGUGCCAUUGGGAAAGGCCAAAAGGUGUUUAUGCUAGGACCCAAAUAUGACCCAUCGCUCACACUCAAAUCACUGCCUGAGGGUUAUUCGGCAACUGAUGCUUUGCCCACCAUCCCCCACAUGGUCUGCUGUAUAGUGGACAGUCUUUACCUGCUGAUGGGCCACGAGCUGGAAGAACUGGAUGAAGUGCCCUUCCCGGAUGUCCUAGGUAUUAGUGUAAUGGAGGUAUUCAUUCUCAAGCCGGUCACCAUCUCUACGUCUUCAGCCUGCCCGCCCUUCACGCCACUCAACUUCGAAGCCACGCCCAUCGUCAGAGUAGUAGUUGAGCCCAUGCAUCCAAGAAUGUGUGAGAUGCCGUAGUUGGUGCGAGGUAUGAGGUGGUUGAACCAGGGUGACCCAUGUGCAGAGGUGUUGAUACAGGAAACAGGAGAAUAUGUUCUGGUCACUGCAGUUGAAGAGCACCUACAAUGCUGCCUGGAUGAUUUUAGAGAGAGGUUGGCUAAAAUUGAGAUCAGAGCUUCCGAACCUAAAACAUUCCACUAGAUGGUGGUCCAGCUGCCCAAAGUGGACAUGGUUAAUGAGGAGAUGGGAAAGCAACAGAAGGUCGUUGUGAUUCACUAGGUAAAGGAGGAACAAACCAAGAACCCUGAAGGCAUACAGGCGGAUUCCACUGAUCUGGUCAUGCUCACCACCCCUAACAAGAUGGCCACGGUCAGGGUGUAGGCUAUCCCUCUUCCUGAGGAAGUCACCCACCUUCUGGAGGACAAUGUAGAGCUUAUCCACACAAUGGAGCAGUUCAGCCUGUUUACCUGGGAGGGCAAGACACUGGACAUCAACAAGAAAAUUCUGGAGAACAUCCAGGACUUCAGGGUAAAGUUGGAGAGCCACAUGCAAGGCUACAAAUGGAGGGGUACAGUGCAGCAUAUUUGGGCUUUUGGUCCUCGCCGCUGUGGGCCAAAUGUUCUUCUCAACAGCGUUGAGGGUUGCUGGAAGCCUUACCUGUGGCAAUGUCUGGAAGGAGAGAUGGAGAAAGCUGAGGCCACCACACUUAGAGACUUUGACAGCAGCAUUUUUAGUGGCUUGCAGUUGGCCACACUCUCUGACCCCAUGUGCGAAGAACCUUUGAUGGGGGUCUGCUUCUCGGUAGAGACCUGGGACAUGAAGUUAUUCACAUAUCUAGCUAAGCAAGACUCAGUAGAUGAGGACUCAGCUUCUCUAUGUGCAGAGACAAGAAAUUACAAUCAAAGUUUAAGUUCUGAACUUUAAGAUAUGCACAAGACAGACCUGUCAAGGCUCUAAUCAAAACAGGAGCAGAGCAGAGUGGACUGUUAUGUGCCGUUCUCAGGGCAACUCAUUGCUGCUGUGAAGGAUGCCUGCCGAUACACCUUCCAAGCCAAACCUCAACGGCUAAUGGCUGCUAUGUACAUCUGUGAGAUCAUUGCCACUGUUGGGGUCCUAGGUAUUGAUGCACUGAUCCGAUACCUGGAUCGGUAUCGGCUCCGAUACUGA
This is a messenger RNA of Xyrauchen texanus (razorback sucker), 1740 nucleotides long. RefSeq names its product elongation factor like GTPase 1 (gene efl1). Gene Ontology annotation, cellular component: cytosol; ribonucleoprotein complex. The record is from RefSeq and is a predicted model, not a curated record. Gene Ontology annotation, biological process: cytosolic ribosome assembly. Gene Ontology annotation, molecular function: GTPase activity; ribosome binding. NCBI's taxonomy places the organism in Eukaryota, Metazoa, Chordata, Actinopteri, Cypriniformes, Catostomidae.